Cygnus olor (mute swan) is the source of this 773-nucleotide messenger RNA. RefSeq names its product phosphoribosylformylglycinamidine synthase (gene PFAS). The record is from RefSeq and is a predicted model, not a curated record. The transcript has 6 exons. NCBI's taxonomy places the organism in Eukaryota, Metazoa, Chordata, Aves, Anseriformes, Anatidae. The annotation marks the transcript as partial.
UUCGAGGGCGAGCCCCCGGUGGGGGCGGCGGGGCGGCUGCUGCGGGCGCUGGGGGACCCCCUGACGGAGCAGCGCUACCCCCACCCCCUGCGCUCCUUCGAGGUCCCCGUGCGGCCCCCCCCCGUCACCGCCAUCGACGUCCUCGGGGGGGGCGCCCGGGCCCUGGAGGAGGCGGAUCGAGAGCUGGGGCUGGCCUUCGACCCCUGGGACGUGCAGUACUACACCCGGCUCUUCCGCGCCGCCGGCCGCAACCCCACCACCGUGGAGUGCUUCGACCUGGCCCAGUCCAACAGCGAGCACAGCCGCCACUGGUUCUUCCGGGGCCGCCUGGUGGUGGACGGCCGCGAGGUGCCGCAGUCGCUGCUGCAGAGCCUGAUGGGGACGCAGAGCUCCAGCAACCCCAACAAUGUCAUCAAGUUCUGCGACAACAGCAGCGCCAUCCGGGGUGUGCCGGUGACGGCGCUGUGGCCGCAGGACCCGGCCCGGCCGAGCCCCUUCGAGAAGAGGACGACCACCCGGCACGUCAUCUUCACCGCCGAGACGCACAACUUCCCCACCGCCGUCGCCCCCUUCAGCGGGGCCACCACGGGCACCGGGGGCCGCAUCCGGGACGUGCAGUGCACCGGGCGCGGGGCCCACGUCAUCGCCGGCACCGCCGGGUACAGCUUCGGCAACCUGCUGCUGCCUGACUACCCCUGCCCUGGGAGGACGGGACCCCCAAAUCACCCCGGGACCCCCCAACCCCCCCCAGACCCCCCAAAAUCCUUCUUAGG